UUAUGUAGUAACUUACAUUUGUUAAGAAAACCAAAAUAAAAAAAAAAAUAGAGCAAACUCUGGAAAAUCAAUCAAAAUAAUAAGACAUAUAAUGAAUAGAAUUUUAAAUUGGCUAAAGGUCCUCAUGCACGGCUCACUGACAUCCAGUUCACAGCCAUCAAAUCUUGAGCCAUCCGCAUCAUCACCGAUAACCACAAACACCUCCCUUCUAUCAUUUAGUCGUUUUGCUGCAGCAUCUUCUUCUAAUUCCCGCCCGCACAGUCGUCAUGUCUUCUUCUCUCCGAGCACUUUGGAGCAUGUAUCGCAUCGUUCAGUGUUAAUCAAGGCUGAGACAUCGGCCUUUCAGAAUUUUGUCAAUGAUAUGUACGAGGCCUAUUACCGUAUGCAAUUAUCAUCGAUGGCCGAUGGUCAGGGAUUGGGUCAGGGACAAAAGAUGCCGCCUUCUAGUCAGCUAAGUCUCAAGGAUUUGGUUUUAUUGCAACGCCUGGCCAGGGAUAUGUGGAAACAUAUGAAGUCAGAACAAAGGAAACAUUAUGUCGCAUUGGCCAAAGAGGCACAACAACGAAGACGUCGUCGUCUGCCACCAGAUCCCUAUAGAAGUAGGAGACAACAAUUGAUUAAAAAUCAGUAAAUCAUCAAUCAAUAAUUUUGAUGGAAUUGAAACAGAGAGAGAUUAUGAAAAUUUGUGUCAGCAAAUUGAAAAUAAAGUUUGAAAACAA
Messenger RNA from Drosophila willistoni, 719 nucleotides. RefSeq lists its product as uncharacterized. The coding region runs from base 92 to 631 and encodes 179 amino acids. Lineage: Eukaryota; Metazoa; Arthropoda; Insecta; Diptera; Drosophilidae. The record is from RefSeq and is a predicted model, not a curated record. The transcript has a single exon.